CCAGUGAUUUUGGGCUGUUCCUUUCGGAUGAGGACCCGAAGAAGGGGAUUUGGCUGGAAGCUGGGAAGGCUCUGGACUACUACAUGCUCCGCAAUGGGGACACCAUGGAGUACAAGAAGAAGCAACGUCCGCUCAAGAUUCGCAUGCUGGAUGGGACGGUUAAAACAGUCAUGGUGGACGACUCCAAAACGGUCACGGACAUACUCAUGACAAUCUGUGCUCGGAUUGGCAUCACCAAUCACGACGAGUACUCGCUGGUGCGGGAGAUGAUGGAGGAGAAGAAGGAGGAGAUCACCGGCACUCUCAAGAAGGACAAGACCUUGCUGCGGGAUGAGAAGAAGAUGGAGAAACUCAAGCAGAAGUUGCACACGGACGAUGAGU
Molecule: messenger RNA, 381 nt
Organism: Terrapene triunguis (Three-toed box turtle)
Lineage: Eukaryota; Metazoa; Chordata; Testudines; Emydidae
Product: talin-1-like
Exons: 3
Biological process (GO): platelet aggregation
Cellular component (GO): plasma membrane; focal adhesion; cytoskeleton
Molecular function (GO): integrin binding
Source: RefSeq, a predicted model, not a curated record